AUGUCAGAAUAUUUAUCUACUGAACUUGCAGCUACAUGCGCUGCACUUGGUUAUUAUGAUGGAUCUAAAUAUCAUUUAGAUAAAUAUUGUUUAGAUGUUAUAAAGGAUCUUAUUAAGUAUUUAAGAAGAGAUGAUGAUACACACAUUGUUCGUCAGUUUCUUAACUUUGGGAUGCAUUAUUGAGGCAAGUGAUAAAUUGCUUGAAACAUAUUUUGUAAUGUUUAAUGCAUUGCUUCAUUCUAAUAUUAACAAUUAACUUACUUAAUUAGGUUAAUUAUUAAUCUAACAAGUCCAGUUUUAAUCAUUUAUAAUGAAAAAAUACCUACUGAUAAAAUGGAUCGCAGUAUAUAUCAAAAAUUAGUUUCAUAUACCCAAGCAUACAAAAUAGCAUUAACAGAUGAUCAUGUAUGGACAGCAUUAAGUUAUCGUUUGAGUAAAAUUCUUAAAGAAGAUAAUAUAGAAAGGGGGGAAGAAACAGAAAUGAUUCUUGAAAGAAUUCUAGUGUUUAUUCGAAAUGUUUUGCAAAUCCCCCCAGAUGAAAAUGAGAAACGUGUUGAUAAUGAUGUUACAAUCCAUGACGAGGUUUUAUUUGCACUUAAUGCAUCAGGGGUUGUUGAUUUGCUACUAUUUAUUGCUAGCAAUAGAAAUGAACAGGAUUAUCAUUUGCAAGUUUUAGAGAUCGUAUCGUUAAUGUUGUGCGAUCAAAGCGCGAGUCAGUUAGCAAAAUCUGGUUUGCAACGUAGCGUCACUGAAAAGGAAAGGGAUGAAGCAACACUUCUAACUGCGCGGAUGAAAGAGAAACAAGAAAAAAUGGACAGAGUGCGAAAGUAUGCUGGUGCUAGACAUUCGCAUUUCGGCGGUACUUACGUCGUUCAGAAUAUGAAAGCCAUCGGGGAGAAUCAGCUGUUAUGUCACAAACCGUUCCAGAAGAUCGAGGCGUUAAACUUUAGCCAAGACAAGAAAAAAAUGUCAAGACCGACAAACAAGCGUCCUAUGUCAAAUCCAAGGGGUGAACGUACAUCUACGCUGAGCGUGAGGCUGGCUUUGAAAGAAUUCUGCGUAGAAUUCUUGAACGCUGCUUAUAAUCCUGUAAUGAAGUACUCGAGAUCCUGCAUAGUUGGAGCGGCACAUUCUAAUCCAAUCGAAAUUACUUGCUAUCUUUGGGCGCUGCGUUUUUUCAUGGAGUUCAAUCGCCAUUAUAAGUUCCAAGUAAAGUAUGUGAGUGAAACAAUAUCAACAGAAACUUUUCAUUUCGCCCAAAGAGAAAUGGAAAAUUUUUACGAAAUGAUAGUUACUGAUAAAAAGAGGAUUGCAAUUUGGUCGCACAGAUUACACAUAGCAUUGAAAGCGUAUCAGGAACUUUUGUGCACUCUAAUGGCAAUGGAUCAAAGUACGGAUCACGGUGUUAGAGAAUCCAGCAAGGUUAUUAAGUCUAACGUGUUUUAUGUUCCGGAAUAUCGGGAAACAAUUCUUUCUCAGCUUUUGUGUUUCGACGAGUUUAAAAUGUCACGACAAUAUUUGAUUGACCUCACAACGACAGCGCAUAUUUUCUUGAAAAUGUUGAGCAACUAUUGCGACAGAAACAAACGCAAUGUGUUAGUUCAGCAAGUAAAACGUAAACAACAGAGGAGGAAGAAUAAAAAAAAAACUGUGCAGACAGAGCAACUUCCACCGCGAAGUUUAGAGGACCGUUGGGACGAAAUUAGUCCUCAACUGUCCAUCGUAAUGGCAGAAGGAACUAUACCGGAAGUUGUGCCAUUCGAUGCAACAUUGGACGUACCUAUAGACGAUCAAAAAGUCGAAGCUAUGAAGAAGAUUCAAAAGCUACUGAAGUCGAAGUUGCUCGAGCAAGCUGUUGGACUUAUUCGUGCUUCAAGAGAAGUGUGGCCUGAAAACAACUCUUUCGGAAGACCUGAUAUUCCAGUGGAGGAGGAAUUUCUAGCAUUACGUGAAAUAUUCUUUGCAGAUCUGGGUGGUGAGUAG
Molecule: messenger RNA, 1983 nt
Organism: Habropoda laboriosa
Lineage: Eukaryota; Metazoa; Arthropoda; Insecta; Hymenoptera; Apidae
Product: protein timeless homolog
Exons: 13
Biological process (GO): DNA repair; replication fork arrest; DNA replication checkpoint signaling
Cellular component (GO): replication fork protection complex
Molecular function (GO): DNA binding
Source: RefSeq, a predicted model, not a curated record